UAAGUGAGCCCAAAGUUUUGAACGCUAGUGUACUGUAAUGUCUCCGGGUCCCGUUAAAUAAUAAAAGAAGGAUGCCUCGCUUGGAUGUGUUGAUCGUCUUGUACUUGAUUGCCACCCGCGCAUUACCACCAACCCCGUUGGACACCAAGCAAGCAACCCUCUUUCCGGAGUCCCCCACACUUCGCCACCAGGGGCGCUACACAUACAUGGCACAGUAUCGUGACAGAUCUGCUGUGAACAUGACAUGUCCAUCCAUUCAUCCAUCCAUCCAUCCGUUUGUUUUGAAAAUCAACUCUCUGUGUUGUGUGUGUGUCCCAGGAGCAACUGCAGUUGAAACACCAGCCACUCGAACCUUUGACGACUAUGAGUGUUCUGGAAAUGUGCUGACUGACUUUCCUGGCCUCUGUGCUCUUUUGGAUAUGAAAAAUAUCCCCGCUCUCAAGACCAGAUCCAGUUCCGCCAACCAAGAAAGCGCCACAGGUGGCAGGCUGGCCCACAAAAAGGCUGCGCACGAUGUGUUUAAGCCAAUACUCCAAGUGGAGCUGGAAAAUGGAGACCCUUAUUGCACGUUUAGCAUAAAGAUCUUUGGAUGGACUGUAGACGAAGCAAUCAUCCGAGUCUUGAGUAAGAUCCUUUCUGCCUCCGCUACGCUUCACACCAUUUACUUUUGGCAGGCCGGACUGACGGAUCCAAUGAUAAUGGCCCUGGUAAAUGCAGUAUGUAUGUGCGCCAGCCUCAGAGUUAUUACAUUCGAGGGCAAUCCUCUGGUGGAUAACAACCACCACCUUCUAUUUUGUGAAGGAAGCAGCCUGACUCACUUGAACCUACGCAACAAUCGAAUCGAAGAUGAGGGCGCACGUCUUCUCGGGGCCGCUCUCUCCACCAGCACGUCGGCCAAUUGGAACCUGACCUCGCUCAACCUCUCGUUCAACCACAUCGGUGACGUUGGCGCCGGGCAUAUUGCAAAGGGCCUGCGCUUCAAUCGUUCUUUGCUGUUUCUCUCACUGUCCAACAAUCAGAUUGGAGACUCGGGAGCUACACAACUAGCCACGAUUUUCGGUGAGGUUGUGCUUACUCAUGAAGAAAUUGUGCAGAGGAGGAAACUACUCCUGGAAAAAAGACAUCCUUCGUCCGUUUCGGUGGAUGCGGACCAAUCGUGUGCCGCCAAGCUGUCCAGCGACCGACUGCCGUCUUUAGCCAGCAACGCCUCGCUUAACUCCAAUAAAGGGGAGAACAAGAAUACUGCAAAAAAACGGGAAUCGUCCAAAGCGGAUGGCAAACGAGCUCCCAACAAAGAGCCAAAGUGUCCUAAAAAAUGUAAAGACUUCUAUUACUCGCCAGCACUUGUGCUUGAAUGCUCCAUCUAUCCAUUGUGUGUACUGCUAGGUUCGCGGGUAUGCUGGAGCAUACGAGGGAGGCGGGUUGAAGGUCAAGACAUGGAGGAAAAAAACCAUGUGUAUGAUCAGGAGCACAAAAAGUCAGUGGAGAUGGUGAGCCCCCUCCUGAACGAAUGUGUGCAGCAAAGGGACGGCGGAGAGCUUAUUCUGCCCGGAAACACCACUCUGGCCUCCCUCAGCCUGGCGGGAAACAGGAUCACUGAGCGCUCACUGCCUCACUUCCUGGCAUCCUUGCAGAUGCAAGAGGGAGGUAAAGGUCUGCUGCGUCUCUGUCUGCAGAGAAAUCCAUUUGCUGCAGACUGUGAGCCCUAUAUGAAGAUAAAGGAAGUGAUGGCACUCAGAGACCCUAUGAACAAAAAAACGGAAGAGCCGCCAGUUGAAGAGGGUGAGGGCUCGCAAUCCUCAGACAGUUGAACUCGACCACAAAAGUCAAAUUCUCUUUUAGACACUUUGGAAAUGUACAAACUGGCUUUUAGCUUUUUUUUUCUUCUCUGUUUUUGUAAAUUAUUCAAUAAAAUUCAUUACCUCGAUGCACAAGA
Syngnathus acus (greater pipefish) is the source of this 1936-nucleotide messenger RNA. It is a transcript of the gene lrrc71, whose product is annotated as leucine rich repeat containing 71. Bases 72 to 1811 code for a protein of 579 amino acids. The record is from RefSeq and is a predicted model, not a curated record. The transcript has 15 exons. NCBI's taxonomy places the organism in Eukaryota, Metazoa, Chordata, Actinopteri, Syngnathiformes, Syngnathidae. Gene Ontology annotation, molecular function: protein binding.